CAAUUUGUCAGAUCAACAAAAUUCAACACCUAAGAAAAAAAUAGAAAAAUUGCUUUUUUAAACGUAUUUAAUUGAUUUGGAUUCUAUUUUGCUUUGAAAAUAUCAAAUAUGAUCGAAAUAACAUGCAAUGAUCGUUUGGGCAAAAAGGUUCGAGUAAAGUGCAAUCCUGAUGACACCAUUGGAGAUCUCAAAAAAUUAAUAGCAGCACAAACCGGUACUAAAAGUGACAAAAUUGUUUUAAAGAAAUGGUAUACAAUUUACAAGGACCCAAUCAGAUUAUCAGACUAUGAAAUACAUGAUGGAAUGAAUUUAGAAUUGUACUAUCAAUAGGCAAAACGGGAAAAUACUGGAAAAAUACCAAUAAUUUUUAAGAAUAUAAGAAUGUAACUUAAUUUAAGUUUGUUAAAAAUAAAAAUAACCUCGGAUAA
Molecule: messenger RNA, 428 nt
Organism: Condylostylus longicornis
Lineage: Eukaryota; Metazoa; Arthropoda; Insecta; Diptera; Dolichopodidae
Gene: ubl
Product: ubiquitin-like protein 5
Exons: 3
Coding region: 109-330 (73 amino acids)
Biological process (GO): mRNA splicing, via spliceosome; protein modification process
Cellular component (GO): cytoplasm; nucleus
Molecular function (GO): protein tag activity; protein binding
Source: RefSeq, a predicted model, not a curated record